Molecule: messenger RNA, 3442 nt
Organism: Ostrinia nubilalis (European corn borer)
Lineage: Eukaryota; Metazoa; Arthropoda; Insecta; Lepidoptera; Crambidae
Exons: 13
Coding region: 193-2769 (858 amino acids)
Biological process (GO): translation; nucleobase-containing compound metabolic process
Molecular function (GO): structural constituent of ribosome; mRNA binding
Source: RefSeq, a predicted model, not a curated record
AAUUCUUUGAAGGUUAUGAGGGCCUAUGUGUGCGUGAACUGUGUGUAUGUGUGCGUGGACUUUAUGUAUGUAUGUGUGCGUGUACUAUGUAUGUAUGUGAGCGUUACGUACGUAGGUUAAGUACAGGGAAUUUAACACCAGGCUGUCAAUUAGUAGGUUCAAAAAUUUGACAGAGAGGGUUCUCUAUUUCCUAUGUAUUACUUUUCUCUAUGUUUCAAACUUCAUCAUCAGCUGUUCGUGUUUGUGUUUUGCUUGUUUAAUAGGUACGUAAUGGAAAAAGAAACUGCCAGUAAACGUGUCGGCACUGCUACAAGAGGCAGAAAACGUAAAACUUCAGAUGGUGAGACUUCUGAAUCCGAGUCCAAAAGGAAAACUACAGUAAAAUCUAAAAUAAGUGAUCAAGAGCCAAAAACUAAGAAACCAAGGCUUAAAAAAGAGCCAAUAGUAAAAGAGGCAAAACAAAAAGUAAUUAAAAAAUCGUUAAAAGAAAAUACUGAGAUGGGUUUAAAUAGCUCUAAAAAAGUAAUUGAAAAGCCAUCAAAAGUAAUUACUGAGAUGGGUUCAAAUAGCUCUAAAAAAAGUGAUAGUUACGAUGGAAAUUCUACAAUGUGGGAUGAAGCAGAAAUGCUUUCACUUCACCAGAAGAUACCAAAGAAACUGGCCGAAAACUUCAUAGAGUUGCUGGAAGAAGGCUGCACAUUACCCUUUAUAGCGAGGUAUCGAAAAUCUGCUGUGGACCACUUGAUGCCUGACAAACUUCAAGAAUUGUUUGAAUGCUACCAAAGUGUUUCCCAAUUGAAAAAGAAAGUUAAAUCAGUCAUAGAAACUCUAAAAAAGUCAAAAAAGUUAACUCCAGACAUAGAAAAGAGCCUAUUAAAUGCAAAAAACCUGUCAGAAGUAGAUUUAGUGUAUGCUCCCUUGAAAUCGCACUCUUUAUCAUUGGCUGAAAGAGCCCGAAACCUGGGUUUAGAACCUCUUGCAAUUCGUGCCUUGAACGGCGAAUUUAUAGAUCUCAAAACGGUUUGCACUGAUGACGAAGAGUUGAGCACUCCUGAAAAAGUAGAUGCUCACAUCACACAUAUUAUCGCUGACAUUAUUUAUAAAGAUACAAGAGUGCUUGAACAAAUGAGGAACUUGAAAGAAGAAACUAGAUUUACAAUCCAGAGUAGCAGAACCAAAACUUCAACAAAAGAAAAAGAUGAUGGUAAAAAAACUGAUUCUAAGUCUGACCCAGAGACAUACAAGUUGUAUUUUGAAUGGAAAUGUCCCAGUCAAUUCAUUAAGCCCCAUCAAACAUUAGCAUUGAACAGAGGAGAAGAUGAGAAAAUCCUCAUUGUUAAAGUGGUUGUCCCUGAUUGGUUUUAUAAUAGACUGGAAAGAUUUUGCCUUACCCUGUGGAAAAGUAAUUUCUGGGUACGGAAGGGUCUGAUCGACGCCUACAAUCGUCUCAUAAAGUCAUGGCUGUCAAGACAAGUCAGAUCUGACCUUACGUCGCAAGCGCAAAAGGAAGCAGUCAAGACCUUCACCACUAACAUGGAGAAAUACCUUCUGACUGAGCCAGUGAAGAACAGAACCAUUGUAGGAUUGGAUCCAGGGUUUAGAGCUGGUUGUAAGGUGGGGAUAAUUAAUCCUAAUGGAGACAAGCUGGAUGCCUGCACCAUUUAUCCUAAUUUGCGACACAUGAAUCAGAAUGAUGCGGCAGCGAAACAACUGAGAGGUCUCAUUGCGAAAUACAAAGUAGAACUGAUCGGAUUAGGCAACGGUACAGCGUGUCGUGAGACAGAAUUGUGGUUGAAAUCGCAUAAAAUUUCAGAAAACAUUCCUAUUAUUAUUGUGCCUGAACAGGGCGCAUCUAUUUAUUCUAUAAGCAAAGAAGCUCAAAAGGAACACCCAAAUAUGGAUCCUAACUUGAUAUCGGCUUUGUCAAUAGCAAGAAGAGUUUUGGACCCAUUAGGAGAAUUAAUAAAGGUUGAUCCUAAAAAUUUAGGAGUAGGAUUGUAUCAGCAUGACAUUCCUCCUAAAAUGCUGGAAUCUGCAUUGGACUGUGCUGUGGAGAAAGUCGUGAGCUUAGUGGGUGUGGACAUCAAUACCGCAUCGCAAGCUAUGUUGAGACGAAUAUCUGGACUAAAUGAAGGUAGAGCGACCAAAAUUUUGACCUACCGCCAAGAAAAUGGCGGUUUCAAGAGCCGCGCAGAAAUCCUGAAGGUUGGCGGCAUUGGGAAGAUAACCUAUCAGCAGUGCGCCGGGUUUUUGAAGGUGUUGGGAGGGACUGAGCCUUUAGAUGCGACUAUUAUACAUCCAGAAAGUUAUAGUAUAGCUAAACUAUUCGCAAAGAAAAUCGGAGUCAACAUCAAAGAUCUUUCUCAACCCAACUUCCCAAGUUUGGUAGAAACAAAAACUGCGUCCAUCAACAUAGAAUCUACAAGCGCAGACUUGAAAACCGACACUUGCACACUGGAGCUCAUAAUAAAUGCCUUUAAACAGAAGUCCUAUGAAGAUAACGUCAUCACCUUCUGCAGACCUGUGUAUUCUUUGACUGUGCAGGCUAAAGAUGAUAUUCAAGAGGGAAUGACACUCACAGGCGUAGUCCGUAACGUGGUACCGUUCGGUUGCUUUGUCGACUGCGGAAUAGGAGACAACGGCCUCAUCCACCGAAGCAAUCUUGGCGCUAACCAGACGCCCAAACUCGGCGACCGAGUCUCCGUCACUGUGAUACCUUCAACGAAGGCCAACAAGCUGCAGUUAAAGUUGGAGAAGAUUCUAGACUGAUCGGUAAAUGUUUAAGUAUGUUUUUAUCGUUAGUGUUAGGCUAAGUACAGAUGGGCGCGAUAACGUGCGAUCAUGUAACCGGUCUUAUGGGUCGCUCAAAGAAAGUUGAGGCAAACACGUACUGAUGUAAUAUUUGAAUAUAGAACACACAACACAUUCAAGUUCAAAUAUCGUCAGAAGGGGAAUACACUAGCUAUCUAUCACGCUCUUGUUAAAUGUCUGCAAGCGAGACAGAAAGCAAUUGUCAGUUCGACUACGCAAAACGUCAGCGCAGACAGCGUAAACAGACACAAUCUUUGCUUGUGUUGAUGGCUUCAACUCUUGUUGAGCGACCUAUAAAAGAACAUCUAGCCUAGGCGCAGACCAUCGAUUUUUCGUCGGCCGAUAGUUUAGUCGGGCAGCUGAUCAGUAUGGGCAUGUAUGGAAGUGCGCACAUUACACCGAUUUGAUUUGGCCGAUUCUGAAAAUCGGGCCCAACUAUCGGCCAACUAAAAAUCGGUGGUCUGCGCCUAGUCUUAAGGUGCUCCCUCACUUGGAGCAUUUGCCUGUAAUAUAACUGAAGUCUGAAGCCUUAAGCUGUCAAUUGCAGACUGACUACCUAAUUGGUAAAUGUUUAUGUAUAUUUUGAUUGUUAGUGUUAAGAAUAAUUAUAAUAAUUUUAUCGUUGAUUAUC